GUUGGAUUGGGUUAAUUCAAAAACCUUGUCUUUGAGCUCUGAAGUUCUUUCAUCUGCUUGUUCAAUUCUAUUGCUGAGACUUUCCAGAGCAUUUUGCAUUCUAUAAGUGUGUCCAUCGUUUCCUGAAGUUUUUAUUGUUUUUUAAUUAUGCUAUCUAUUUCAUUGAAAAUUUCUCCCCUCAUUUCUUGUAUCAUUUUUUGGAUUUCCUUAAAUUGUGCUUGGCCUUUCUCUGGAUCGCCCUGAUUAGCUUAAUAACAAACCUUCUGAAUUCUUUUUCAGGUAAAUCAGGGAUUUCUUCUUGUUUUGGAUCCAUUGCUGGUGAGCUAGUGUGAUUUUGGGGGGGGUGUUAAAGAACCUUGUUUUGUCAUAUUACCAGAGUUGGUUUUCUGAUUCCUUCUCAUUUGGGUAGGCUCUGUCAUAGGGAAGGCCUAGGGCUCAAGGCUGUGGUUCAGAUUCUUUUGGCCCAUGGAGUGUUCCCUUGAUGUAGUGCUUUCCCCCUUUUCCUAGGGAUGUGGCUUCCUGAAAGCCGAGAUGUAAUGACUGUUAUCUCCUCUGGAUCUAGCCACCCAGCAAGUCUACCAGGCUCUGGGCUGGUACUGGGGAUUGUCUGCACAGAGUCGUGUGAUGUGAACUGUCUGUGGGUCUCUGAGUCAUGGAUACCAGCCAGCACAGUAUUUGGGGUGUCUUCCGGGUCCUGCAGGAGCAAUCUGCCUCCUUCAGAUGGUCUAUCAAUUCUCUCAGAUUUCCUGAUUUAUUCCUGCAGUCAUUCUGGAGCUAAAGUUCACAAUGCAAGCCUCCACACUCUGCUCUUUCCAUCCAAGUGGGAGCUGCAAUCUAGUCCUGCCUCCCAUCCACCAUUAUCUCUACAGCUACCUGAAUUAAGUUCUGUGUGGCUUGGGACACCUUACGAUCACAGCAGAAGGUGAAAGGCACAUCUCACAUGGUGGCAGACAAAAGAAGAGAGCUCAUUUUCUUUUGUGAUACUCAUUGUAUCACAAUGAGUAGAUUAGGUUAGGUUCAGCUAGAAGAGUAAAUUAACAGAGGCUCAUAUUUCUUUCAUAUAUAAGUCCACAGCCAGUCAGUUUAUGGGCAUUACAGCAUCUCAGCUGCACAGUCUUCAGAGAUCCAGGCUCCUCCAACCCUACACAUUUACCCUGUACUUUCCCUCCCAUGACACACACACACACACACACACACACACAUACACACAUACACCCCUAAUCAGGAUUUGGGGAAUCCCAGGAAUCAGCAUUUUAACAGGUAUUGCAGGAAAUUCUAAAACAUGUAGUUUGUAACCCACUCUGAGAAAUUCUAAUGCAGGAGAAUUAGGAAAAGGAUGAUAAAGUGACUCUCACAGAAUUGGUAAUGAGAGGAAAUAAAAUGACUUCCAAGAUUUAAACUAUGCAAUCAAUGAAUAAUUGUUAAGAGCAAAGGUAUGCAAAGUUACCUUAAAGAAACUCAGACCACUCACAUUUAACAAAAACCUAACUUUUGAAUAUUUUAUAAUCUAAAGACACUAUAAAUGUGAAAGUGGAUGGUGCAGAGUGAAUCCACAGCCACAGUGGAUUAUUAAGGUACUAUUAAGCUGUGGCUACUUAUAUCAAAGGCCGUAUGUGAGAUGAUUUUCAACUUGGGGAGCUGGGAAAAACAAAUUUUGGCUUCCACAGUCUCAUCUCCAUUUCCUUCUAAAAGGAAAAAGAAAAGAAGAAGGAAAAUCCUGGGACAAUGUAUCAUAAAGCCAGGUAAGAAACAAUUAACAUUAUUUUGUAACAUCAAUCAUUUUACUUUUCCUUAACAUAAGUGGAAAAUUGAGUAGAUUGUUCCUGUUUACCAAGUGUGUUUUGAAAAUUCCUACCCACUGGUCCUGGUAGAAAAUAGAUGUGUUUCUGCCUAAAUAACCCAAAUUAAGGAAAACUCCACAGACCUACACUACCACUCCCUGAACAUUUUCCUUUAUCUCCUUUUUACUGCAUCCUAUCCUCUUAAACUGCUAUUUAAUUUCCAAGUGAAUUCUUCCACAGCUUCAAAUCACUCAAGCAAUCUCCCACUGUACUAAGGGAUUCUCAGCAUCAAAUAGUUUCAGACUGGUGACAGGGUAUUUAUUAAAAGCAUGAAGUCUGUGCUUUGCCAAGGAGACCUAAGACUGAGUAAGUCUCUUCAACUCUCGGAAUGUAGUUUUUGUCAUUUGAAAAUUGACUUCUGUUGAAGAUUUAUUUUCUAAGAUCCCAGUGAAAUUUUAAGUGUGUAAUCACGAUCCAAACAUAACCAAGAUUCUUAUACAGUGGUAGAGUUUAAGGGAAGCAAUUUGACAAGUUGUACACAACCUUUCCCAAGCCCACAUUGUAUGUACUUAAGAAAGUCUACCUAUAAUCCAUUUUAUUACCCAACUGGGGGGUUCUGAAUGAUCCAUUUUACUGCACAAUUAGGGGGUUCUGAACCUACAUUUUAGCACUUCAGAGAAUCAUGGCCCCUGCUGAGAGAGAGGAUAGACAGCAGAGAGAGAAACUGCAACAUAUAUCCGUCAGGUUGCUCUGCCUUCUAAGCUAACUGCUGAAGAUCCUGUAGGGCCAGGCAGAAAAACCGUAUUUUCUUGUCUUUUCAAAUUUCAAAUUCCCUUAAACCAAAGGCUGGACUCCAAAUAAUUCCGUUUGGAACUAAACAGCUCAUUCCCUCUGAGCAUGAAAACAGGACUCUGUGACUCCGCCUCGCCGUAGACGGCAGGAGGGAGAAACAGCGCCAGGGAAACCCGAGACUGUCCCACAGAGGCGGUCCCAGGCCAGCCCAGCCCACCCCAGCCCGCAACAGCUACCGGAGCCCGAGGACGCAGCCGAGCCUCCUCGGCCCUCGCCGACUCCUUCCCGAGGCUGGCUCUGGCGUCACGGCCACUGGCGUCACGGCUACUGCGCGACGCGGCCAAUCCGCGCAGCCCUCUAUGCUAUUCAAAUCGGCGGCGGGGCCAACGGUUGUGCCGAGACUCGCCACUGCCCCGGCCGAUGGGCCUGAGUGUCGCCUUCGCCGCCAUGGACGCCACCGGGCGCUGACAGACCUAUGGAGAGUCGGGGUGUGCCUCCCGGGCCUUAUCGGGCCACCAAGCUGUGGAAUGAAGUUACCACAUCUUUUCGAGCAGGAAUGCCUCUGAGAAAACACAGACAACACUUUAAAAAAUAUGGCAAUUGUUUCACAGCAGGAGAAGCAGUGGAUUGGCUUUAUGACCUAUUAAGAAAUAAUAGCAAUUUUGGUCCUGAAGUUACAAGGCAACAGACUAUCCAACUGUUGAGGAAAUUUCUUAAGAAUCAUGUAAUUGAAGAUAUCAAAGGGAGGUGGGGAUCAGAAAAUGUUGAUGAUAACAACCAGCUCUUCAGAUUUCCUGCAACUUCGCCACUUAAAACUCUACCACGAAGGCAUCUAGAAUUGAGAAAAAACAACGUAGAGAACUUUUCCAAAGACAAAGAUAGCAUUUUUAAAUUACGAAACUUAUCUCGUAGAACUCCUAAAAGGCAUGGAUUACAUUUAUCUCAGGAAAAUGGCGAGAAAAUAAAGCAUGAAAUAAUCAAUGAAGAUCAAGAAAAUGCAAUUGAUAAUAGAGAACUAAGCCAGGAAGAUGUUGAAGAAGUUUGGAGAUAUGUUAUUCUGAUCUACCUGCAAACCAUUUUAGGUGUGCCAUCCCUAGAAGAAGUCAUAAAUCCAAAACAAGUAAUUCCCCAAUAUAUAAUGUACAACAUGGCCAAUACAAGUAAACAUGGAGUAGUUAUACUACAAAACAAAUCAGAUGACCUCCCUCACUGGGUAUUAUCUGCCAUGAAGUGCCUAGCAAAUUGGCCAAGAAGCAAUGAUAUGAAUAAUCCAACUUAUGUUGGAUUUGAACGAGAUGUAUUCAGAACAAUUGCAGAUUAUUUUCUAGAUCUCCCUGAACCUCUACUUACUUUUGAAUAUUACGAAUUAUUUGUAAACAUUCUGGUUGUUUGUGGCUACAUCACAGUUUCAGAUAGAUCCAGUGGGAUACAUAAAAUCCAAGAUGAUCCACAGUCUUCAAAAUUCCUUCACUUAAACAAUUUGAAUUCCUUCAAAUCAACUGAGUGCCUUCUUCUCAGUCUGCUUCAUAGAGAAAAAAACAAAGAAGAAUCAGAUUCUACUGAGAGACUACAGAUAAGCAUUCCAGGAUUUCAAGAAAGAUGUGCUAAGAAAAUGCAGCUAGUUAAUUUAAGAAACAGAAGAGUGAGUGCUAAUGACAUAAUGGGAGGAAGUUGUCAUAAUUUAAUAGGGUUAAGUAGUAUGCAUGAUCUAUCCUCUAACAGCAAACCAAGGUGCUGUUCUUUGGAAGGAAUUGUAGAUGUGUCAGGGAAUUCAAGUAAAGAGGCAUCCAGUGUCUUUCAUCAAUCUUUUCCGAACAUAGAAGGACAAAAUAAUAAACUGUUUUUAGAGUCUAAGCCCAAACAGGAAUUCCUGUUGAAUCUUCAUUCAGAGGAAAAUAUUCAAAAGCCAUUCAGUGCUGGUUUUAAGAGAACCUCUACUUUGACUGUUCAAGACCAAGAGGAGUUGUGUAAUGGGAAAUGCAAGUCAAAACAGCUUUGUAGGUCUCAGAGUUUGCUUUUAAGAAGUAGUACAAGAAGGAAUAGUUAUAUCAAUACACCAGUGGCUGAAAUUAUCAUGAAACCAAAUGUUGGACAAGGCAGCACAAGUGUGCAAACAGCUAUGGAAAGUGAACUCGGAGAGUCUAGUGCCACAAUCAAUAAAAGACUCUGCAAAAGUACAAUAGAACUUUCAGAAAAUUCUUUACUUCCAGCUUCUUCUAUGUUGACUGGCACACAAAGUUUGCUGCAACCUCAUUUAGAGAGGGUUGCCAUCGAUGCUCUACAGUUAUGUUGUUUGUUACUUCCCCCACCAAAUCGUAGAAAGCUUCAACUUUUAAUGCGUAUGAUUUCCCGAAUGAGUCAAAAUGUUGAUAUGCCCAAACUUCAUGAUGCAAUGGGUAUGAGAUCACUGAUGAUACAUACCUUUUCUCGAUGUGUGUUAUGCUGUGCUGAAGAAGUGGAUCUUGAUGAGCUUCUUGCUGGAAGAUUAGUUUCUUUCUUAAUGGAUCAUCAUCAGGAAAUUCUUCAAGUACCCUCUUACUUACAGACUGCAGUGGAAAAACAUCUUGACUACUUAAAAAAGGGACAUAUUGAAAAUCCUGGAGAUGGUCUAUUUGCUCCUUUGCCAACUUACUCAUACUGUAAGCAGAUUAGUGCUCAGGAGUUUGAUGAGCAAAAAGUUUCUACCUCUCAAGCUGCAAUUGCAGAACUUCUAGAAAAUAUUAUUAAAAACAGGAGUUUACCUCUAAAGGAGAAGAGAAAAAAACUAAAACAGUUUCAGAAGGAAUAUCCUUUGAUAUAUCAGAAAAGAUUUCCAACCAUGGAGAGUGAAGCAGCACUUUUUGGUGACAAACCUACAAUCAAGCAACCAAUGCUGAUUUUAAGAAAACCAAAGUUCCGUAGUCUAAGAUACUAACUGAAUUAAAAAUUAUGUAAUACUUGCGGAACUUUGAUAAACGAAGCCAUAUCUGAGAAUGUAGCUACUCAAAAAGAAGUCUGUCAUUAAUAAGGUAUUUCUAAAUAAACACAUUAUGUAAGGAAGUGCCAAAAUAGUUGUUUAUCAAUGUGAGACUCUUAGGAAACUAACUAGAUCUCAAUUGAGAGCACAUAACAAUAGAUGAUACCAAAUACUUUUUGUUUUUAACACAGCUAUCCAGUAAGGCUAUCAUGAUGUGUGCUAAAAUUUUAUUUACUUGAAUUUUGAAAACUGAGCUGUGUUAGGGAUUAAACUAUAAUUCUGUUUUUAAAAGAAAAUUUAUCUGCAAAUGUGCAAGUUCUGAGAUAUUAGCUAAUGAAUUAGUUGUUUGGGGUUACUUCUUUGUUUCUAAGUAUAAGAAUGUGAAGAAUAUUUGAAAACUCAAUGAAAUAAUUCUCAGCUGCCAAAUGUUGCACUCUUUUAUAUAUUCUUUUUCCACUUUUGAUCUAUUUAUAUAUAUGUAUGUGUUUUUAAAAUAUGUGUAUAUUUUAUCAGAUUUAGUUUUGCCUUAAAUAUUAUCCCCAACUGCUUCAGUCAUUCAUUUGUUCAAUAUAUAUAUUUUGAAUUCUAGUUUUCAUAAUCUAUUAGAAGAUGGGGAUAUAAAAGAAGUAUAAGGCAAUCAUAUAUUCAUUCAAAAUAUAUUUAUUUAGCAACUGCUAUGUGCCUUUCGUUGUUCCAGACAUGCGAAGACAAUGAUAAAUAAAACAUAUAAUCUCUUCCAUAAGGUAUUUAUUUUUUAAUCAAGGGAGAUACACCUAUCAGAUGCUUAAAAUAACAACACUACCCACUGAAAUCAGGGCAUAUAGAAUCAUUCAGCUAAAGAGUGACUUCUAUGAUGAUGGAACAGGUCUCUAAGCUAGUGGUUUUCAAACUGGUGCACAUUAGACUCACCCGAGGAGUUUUAAAACAGCCUAUAUGCCCAGGGCCUAACUUAUACUAAUUAAAUCUGAAUUUUGGGGAUGUUGUAUAGGGAUUAGUAUUUUUUUAAUCUAGAUGAUUCCAAUAUUCAGCCAACUGUGAGAAUCAAUGGCCUAAAUGCUUUUUUUAUAAAAAGCAUUUUUAUAAAUGUCAAGAUAACUUAUAAAAAUGUCAACAUUUUUAUAAGUGUCAAGAUAAUGGCACAUUGACUUUAUUUUUUCAUUGGAAGAAAAUGGCUGCCAAGUAUAAAUGACUCUCAUCUUAAAACAAGGUUCUUCAGGUUUCUGCUUCAUUGACUUGGUACAAACUUGAAGCAAGUUGCCUUCUAUUUUUUACUCCAAGAUUGUUUCAUAUCCAUUCCUUAAGUGUAAAGAAAUAUAUAAUGCCUGGGUUGUAAUAAAAUCUUAAUGUUUAAUGACUAUUCUCAUUUCUCAAUGUAAUUUCAUACUGUUUCUCUAUAAAAUGAUAGUAUUCCAUUUAACAUUACUGAUUUUUAUUAAAAACCUGGACAGAAAAUUAUAAAUUAUAAAUAUGACUUUAUCCUGGCUAUUAAAUUAUUGGACCAAAUUUAAUUCUUUCUAAGGCAUUUGAAUACUAAAACUUUUAUUGUUUAUAGAUAUGUAAAAUGUGGAUUAUGUUGCAAAUUGAGAUUAAAAUUAUUUGGGGUUUUGUAACAAUA
Molecule: messenger RNA, 7144 nt
Organism: Pongo pygmaeus (Bornean orangutan)
Lineage: Eukaryota; Metazoa; Chordata; Mammalia; Primates; Hominidae
Gene: DEPDC1
Product: DEP domain containing 1
Exons: 12
Coding region: 3049-5487 (812 amino acids)
Biological process (GO): intracellular signal transduction
Cellular component (GO): transcription repressor complex; nucleus
Source: RefSeq, a predicted model, not a curated record